This is a messenger RNA of Scophthalmus maximus (turbot), 1436 nucleotides long. RefSeq names its product F-box and WD repeat domain containing 4 (gene fbxw4). Lineage: Eukaryota; Metazoa; Chordata; Actinopteri; Pleuronectiformes; Scophthalmidae. The record is from RefSeq and is a predicted model, not a curated record. Gene Ontology annotation, cellular component: SCF ubiquitin ligase complex. Gene Ontology annotation, biological process: SCF-dependent proteasomal ubiquitin-dependent protein catabolic process. The coding region runs from base 201 to 1364 and encodes 387 amino acids. Gene Ontology annotation, molecular function: protein binding. The transcript is spliced from 9 exons.
CUGGAGGACCUGCUUCCUGUUUUCCUCCUGAAAGAUGGUGCCCUGUUUACCACGUACAACGACGUCGUUACUCGGGAGCGGCUUGUGUGGGACAACAGGCACCGACACGCGGACCCGGGGAGCGUGAGGAGGAGGAGGAGGAGGAGGAGGGGGAGGACGGAGCCGCGGUGCCGGUGCCGGUGCCGGGCGGGCUCACCACCAUGCUCCUGCACCAGCUGCCAGAGGAUGUCCUCUAUCACGUCUUGUCUUAUCUGGACUACAGGUCGCUCAGUCGUCUCUCACAGGUCUGCAGGAGCAUCUGGAGCUUCGUGAACCGGGACACUGUGUGGAGGAGGGUCGCCAAAGAGUUCCUCAACACCGGGAUCCGUCGGGACGGGACGGACAUAUAUCCUCACAUCCCACUGAAGGAGCGAGUGAAGAUAGCACAAAACUGGUAUGAUGGUGUCUGCAAAAGGGCAAUUCCUCUCAGAUGGAAAACAAAACUGUUACCAUGGUUGCAGCUGGAUGGGGAUGUACUGUUUCUGUCACAGGCUGCAGAUAUUCGUGCGUACCGUUUGCGCCAAGGGAGGCCGCAGCGCAACCCGUUUAAAAUCUACUCGGGCCAUGACGGUGAUGUGUGUCACUUUGUUCUGACGGACUCUCACCUGAUCAGUGGUGGAAGUGAUGGCAAGAUCCUGGUCCACAGUAGGACAACUGGCACGGUGAUGGAGUUAUCAGGUCAUAACCAGGAAGUCAACUGCCUGGACUCAAAGGACGGACUCAUCAUCAGCGGUUCCAGAGACCGAACAGCCCGGAUUUGGACUUUGAAUUCCAGCUGCCUUAGAGACACAAUUCCACUGCAUGACAGAGUUUGGUCUGUUGCUCUCAAUCCCACACUGAGCUCGUUUGUAACAGGAACCGCCUGCUGCGAGAACUUCUCCCCUCUUCGCAUCUGGGAUGUGGAACGGUUGGAGUGUGUGUGCAAUCUGGGCUCAGAGUUCCGUCGCGGCGCCGGUGUGUUGGACAUCGCGUUUGAGUCUCCGUUCCAGCUCUUCACGUGCGGCUACGACACCUUCAUCCGACUAUGGGACCUCCGACUCAGCCCGCGGAAGUGUGUGAUGGAGUGGGAGGAGCCUCACGACAGCGCUCUGUACUGCAUCCAGACGGACGGGAACCACAUGAUCGCCAGCGGCUCCUCGUACUAUGGGGUCGUGAGACUGUGGGACAAACGGCAAACCAAAUGCCUGCAGUUCUUCCAGCUGAGCUCCGAUCCAGUCAGCAGCCCCGUGUACUGCCUGAGAUUAAGCAGCGCUCACCUGUAUGCCGCCCUGGCCACUGCCCUGUACUCACUGGACUUUAAACAGAGCCCCAUCUACAUCAGAUGAUACUAGACAUUAUUUAAUUUUAUCAGCUCCAUGAAGAAGACAUUUUCACAAUAAAGGUUUUUAAAUUUUGAA